GAUGAUUCGCACGAAAACACCGCGCACAAGAUAUUGAGACGCGAAGACAUCAAACGUCUCUUGGAAAUCGCUCUCUGGGAGGACUGCUCCCUGGGAGGACCGGGAAGCCUCUCUGGCUGGAGGUGCUCUCUUGCCGCCUUUGCAGCCUCCUCGGCUGCCGGGAUGCACGCCGGGUAAGGGGAACCGCCAUGUUGCUUCCGCAGAUUCGUCAGAAAGUGAAAAUAUAUUAAUAUUUCUGAACAAAAUACCGCAAUGGUACCCCGGGGGAUAACGGCUAAAUAUCAGUCGAAUUUAUAAACGCACGCAUUUGUAUGGAGGCUCAUGGAUCAGCGAACCCCAGAGCUGGUUUCCAUCUUCAUGUGCAAACUGUGCAAUCUGUUUUCCCCAAGUCGAGAUGAGUUACUAACUCAUGUCUCUGAGAAGCAUGCUGAGGAAGGUCUGGCUUCAGACGAUCUUAUUGUUCCAUUACGGCCUCUUCCUGCGUCUGAAAAUACUGAGAGAAAUGAAGAAGCAUCAGCUGUGAAAAGGAAAAGGGGAAGACCCAAAGGUUCAAAGAAAAAAUUCUACACUGAAGCAGAGGAAUUAGGAGAAGCUGGCAAUUGCAAUCUGAGUGCAGAGAAUAAACUUGACCAAGAAGAGGAGGAAUUGGAGGAGUCUGAUAGCUUGGACUGUAGGAAAUGCAGUCGGAAAUUCUCGAACAGGAGACAGCUGCAGAAACAUCGCUGCUUUGUUGUUCUGAAGGAUGAUGGAGAAGAAGAAGAAGAAGCAGAAGAUGACAAAACAGAUCCUGAAGUGGAGUUGGAUGAUGAAAGAGAAAGGUCAAUGAAAAGGCCACGCUUACAAAAGAAUGAAAAUUUGACAUUUAAGGAUCUUGAUCAAAAUUCAGGAGGAAAGAAGCCAAUUGUCAGUGUGGUUCUUGCAGCACAUGAAGCUAUUCCAGGUGCCACAAAGAUUAUUCCUGUAGAGGCCACACCAGCUGAGGAAAUACCAGCAGCUGAUCCGGAAGCUAUUAGCCAAGAUUCAUCUCUACGCAAGGGUUAUCAGGAAUAUGCUAUCCAGCAGGCACCAGUGGAACUGCCUCAGAAUUCUUUCAGACAAGGGACCACACAGCUGAAGAUUUUUACCUGUGAAUAUUGCAAUAAAGUAUUUAAAUUUAAGCAUUCACUUCAAGCCCACCUCAGAAUUCACACUAACGAGAAACCUUAUAAAUGUUCACAGUGUGACUAUGCCAGCACCAUCAAGGCUAAUCUCAUUGUCCACAUGCGUAAGCACACAGGGGAAAAGUUCAGCUGUGACUACUGUGCCUUCACCUGCCUCAGCAAAGGGCAUCUGAAAGUGCACAUAGAACGUGUGCACAAAAAGAUAAAGCAGCAUUGCCGAUUUUGUAAAAAGAAAUACUCUGAUGUCAAGAACUUACUCAAGCACAUCCAGGAGAGCCAUGACAUGGAUGAAGAGAAAGUUAAAGAGGUCUAUGAUGAGUUGCGCCUGCUAACGAGGGAGGGUAAACGGCAACUGCUAUAUGAUUGCCAUGUGUGCGAGCGCAAAUUCAAAAAUGAAUCAGACCGUGAUCGGCAUAUGCUGGUCCAUGGCGAUGACCGCCCAUUUGCAUGUGAGCUGUGUGAUCAUGGUGCCACAAAAUACCAUUCACUGGAGGCACAUGUCCGCAAGCAUAAGUUUAUCUACAUCUGUUCAGUAUGUACAAAGAAAUUUGUCAGCUCUGUCAAGUUAAAAUGUCAUGUCAAGGAUGCUCAUGGCGACUUGGGGGAGGAUGCAGUGUUCAAUGACUCCAUUAAUCAGAGCUUCUAUCUUUUGGAGUCAGGAGGUGACAUUCAGCCAGAGGCCUUGGAGGAUGCUGUUGAUGGUACAAACUUCAGUGGCUGUGACCAAGAUGUGCAUGGGCACCAGGUUGUUGUAGAACUUGAAAAUGAAGGUGCAAACAUUCCCAUACAGAGUCUUACUCAACAAGAAGAGAUUAUGCAGGUCCAUUCGGAGGGCCUUGACAAUCCUGCAGAUGGUCCCAGGGCCGUCCAACAUGAAGAAGUUUCUUUGGAUGAAGUCAGCAUGUCAACAAGCAAUGAGCAUAGGUGUGUGGAUGAGUGUAAGGGUGAAAUCUUGCCAACUUUACCUCUCAACAGUGACACUGUGGUAGAUUCUGAAAGCACAAACCACCAGUCUAGUUCAACAGAGCAGGAUGGUACUGAUUCCCUCAAAGAGUAUGAAUCUUGUGUGGUUGAAAAUGAAAACUCAUUUGAAAUGGUCCAGCUUGAUGGGGCUAAAGAUUUGUGCAAUUCAACUGGUACUCACUUGACUUUUGAGAAAAUUCCAUCAAGAACAGAAGCUCAAAAGGAUGGUGUGGAUCUUGGAGCCUUCCAGCAAGUACUUGACAGCUUGCAGAAGAGACAACUGAAUGUCAGUCUUUUUGAAAAGAUCAGGAAGGUGUAUGGUGAUUUGGAAUGUGGAUACUGUGGAAAAUUAUACUGGUACCAAGUCCAUUAUGAUAUGCACAUUCGGACGCACACCCGGGAGCACCUGUAUUACUGCUCUCAAUGCAGCUACUCCUCCAUCACCAAGAACUGUCUCAAACGUCAUGUCGUGCAGAAACACAGCAACAUUCAGCUGAGGUGCUCAUCUGAGGGAUGCGGUUACACCACUGCGGACAAGUACAAGCUGCAGGCACACCAGAAAAACCAUGGUGAACUGGAGAGGAAAACUUAUACUUGCCCAGUUUGUGAAAAAUCCUUUUCAGAUGAUCGUCUUAUCAAGUCUCACAUCACCUCAUAUCAUCCAGAGGUCCCCAUGAGCACAAUCUCAGAGAUUCUAGGGAAACGAGUACAACUAAAAGGAUUGAUUGGAAAACGAGCAGUGAAAUGUCCUUAUUGUGACUGCUAUUUCCGGAAGAAUGGUACGGAUCUGCAGCGUCAUAUUUGGGCACAUGAAGGAGUGAAGCCAUUCAAGUGUUCAGUUUGUGAGUAUGCCACACGCAGUAAGAGCAACUUGAGAGCUCACAUGAAUCGUCACAGCACUGAGAAAACACACCUCUGUGACUUGUGUGGAAAGAAAUUCAAAUCGAAAGGCAGUCUAAAGAGUCAUAAGUUGUUGCACACUGCUGAUGGUAAACAAUAUAAAUGUACAGUAUGUGAUUAUACCGCUGCACAAAAGCCAAAUCUCCUUCGGCAUAUGGAACAGCAUGCUGCUUUCAAGCCUUUCCGUUGUGCACUGUGCCACUAUUCCUGUAAUAUGGCUGGAUCACUGAAGAGACAUUACCACAAAAAACAUCCCAAUGAUGAAUAUGUCAAUGCUGGAACUGGUGUACUAGCUCAAGAAAGUGUGACACAGCAAGGUGGUGUAAAGUGUCCAGUAUGCAGUUUUGUUUAUGGUACCAAAUGGGAGCUCAACAGACACUUGAAAAACAAACAUGGACUGAAGAUUGUGGGCAGCAUAGAAGGGGAAGCCAUAGAACAGAUGCUGCUGGAUCUGUUGAGUUUCUCCAGUACUUUCUGUUUUUGUUUCAGAUCUCCAGCACCUGCAGUGUUUUCUUUUAUUGAUCAUUAACAUGUCUGGUCAACCCAUCAGUACUGCUGUUUGGUUUUCAAUAAUUUGAAAAUGUAAAAUGUGCUUGUGCACAGUAUCAUAAGUUGUUGGGGGAGUAAUAGGUCAAAAAAGAGAGUCAAUUAACUAAAAAAGGAAAUACAAAAUGUAUUAACAAAUACUCUAGUUUGUGUUUUUUUUUACAAAUAAUAUUUAAUUAAACAACAAAGUUCAUCCAGGCCAUUCAACCAAGGUGAAAUGGUAAUUAUGCUGUAAAUUCAAAUCAUGGGAAGUGAUAGAGAAUGUAAAGACAGAAACAAGAUAAUGUACCAUCAAUUACCAUCUAAAACAACUGUACUAAUUUGUACUAUUUUGAAGAAGUAACAAAAGCAGAGACACCUGAGAGUUCACUUUUACAAAUCCUUCCGGGCAUCAGGGUAGCUAGGUAAGACAGUUAAUAUUUGGGUUACUUAGCUUUAUAAUGUGAAUACCAACGCAUGCAAAUUACUAAAACUUUACAGACCACUGGUUAACUGCAAUAUUGUGUACAAUUCUGAACACUAUCGUUUAGGAAGGAUGUCAAAGUUCUAGAGAAGGUAUAGAGGAGGUUAGUUUGAAUUAUGCCAAGGUGAGAGAUAUUCAAAGAUUGAAGAAAUUAAGAUGGUUUUCUUUAGUGAGUGAAGAUUAAUUGGAAACGUAAUUCAGAUACUCAAAAUUAUGCAAACUUUCUCUUACUCUUAAUAUUCUGAUAAACAUCUUUGGAUACUGCUCAAUUUUAUUGAAUAAUAUAUUUCUCAGUGCUGACUACAUCAUCUGCAGAUGUCCAACCUUCCCCAUAAUCAGUCCCAAUGGUUCAUAAAUCUGAUGUUCACCCUCCUACUCCAGCUUUCCAGUGAUGUAUUCAAUCACUCAGUUCUCCUGUUUCUAAGCUCAGUAACACUUUGGAUUGGGAGCAAUCCUGAGCUUUGUCUUUUAAAGUCCUGCUUUACAAACUUCUUCACAGUUCACUGAAAUCUGCUUUCAGAGCCUCAUCCCCAUUCCUGAUGAAAUCAUUUGUACCAAAAUGGAGGCUGAUCACCUACCCCCAAAAGACUAUCCUGCAGCAGCUCCUUUACUCUGGCACUAGGGAGGCAACAUCACAGAAUCAGAAUCACAGUAUUAAUACGGUAAAAUGGAGGUCAAUCAUCCGAGCGCGCUUGCACUGCCUCUAUUAUCUAUUGAUAUCUCCUGCCUUUUUCCUAUAACCUUGCUCACCCUUAAUAUCCAGAUAAUCAUCCAAUGCCCCCUUGAAUGCCUCAAUUGAACCUGCCCCUGCUUCAUUUCCAGGCAGUGAAUUCAACAGCUCAGUGUAAAACAGUUUUCCUUCUCACAUCGCCCUUCAUUUGCACAUCACAUUUUGGACUUAUUUCUUCUUAGCAGGAACAGCUUCUCCCUAUUUGCUUUAUCCAGCCAGCUCAGCCUCAAUCAGAUUUCCUCUCAACUUUCUUCUCUACAAUGAGAACAGUCCCAACUUCUUCAAUCUGCUUCCUCAUCUGAAUUUUCCCUUACCGGGAACCAUUCUAGUAAAUUGCUUCUGUGCUCUCUCCAAUGCAUUCAGUUUUUUUUCCCAUAAUGUGACACCUACGGUGCACACAAAACCCCCAGGUAAGGUCUAACAAUUACCUUGGACAAGUUCAACAUCACCUCCUUACUCUUGAACUCUAUGCCCUUAUGCUCCAAAGCCAAGAGCACUCUAUGUUUUCUGCUCUCAUCACCUGUCCUGCCACCUUCAAUGAUCUGCUCCUGCACUUCCUUUAGAAUUGUAUACCUUAUCUUAUUCUGUCUUUCAGUGUUCUUCAGACCAAAGUGCCUCACCUCAAAUUCCCCUUCAUUGAACUCAACUGCCACCUGUCAGCCCACUCAACUCUAUCAACUUGGCCUUUUGGAACUCCACACUGUGCUUAUCAUAGUUUACAUUUCUUCCAAGUUUAAUGUCAUCUACAAACUUGCAAAUUGCCCCUUGUAUACCAGGAUCCAGAUUAUUAUAUAUUGUAAUUUAUACUCCUCUAUAUAUUUUUUUUUAAAAACACCACCAUCCUGGAGUCAAGCUGACAACUCCAAAAACAUCUGUCUGAUCCCCUGACUAUGGAAUCACCUAUGGCUAUUGCUCUUUCAUUCUUUUUGCUUCCUCACUGUCCAGUUCAGCUACCUGUGGUACUACCAACUUGGACCUGGCUGCACUCUCCUGGGGAACCAUUGCCCUCACCAAUGUCCAAAAUAGAAUAUCAGUUAGCAUGCAUGAUAGACUCAGGGAGUCCUACCUGGUUCUCUUAGCCUUCUGCCAUUCCCUUGCUGCCUAUACACCUCUAACUUGAGAUAUCAUUAUAUCCCUAAAGGUGCAACCUAUGUAGUCCUCUGCCUCAUGGAUACGCAACAUUGACUUGAGCCACUACUCAAGUUCCAGUGACACUUCCUGCAAAUGAUUUAUUCAGGGAUACAUAAUGCUUCAACAACCUCACACAGACCAUGGAUUGUUCACUCCACUUGACUGAACUGAACUGCCAUCCUAUAACUUUACAAAGUUUUUAUUGCAAUUAGAAUAGUAGAAAAGCUUUCCAGUACUCACAAUUAACUUCUUUCCCUUUACUGAAAUAAGAACCAAGACUAGGAGGCAGCUCUUCAUAUAGACCCUCCUCAUGUCCUGUUUUCAGUGUGCUCCCCUGCUGCAUUGUUUUCCAGUUCUCAGAACACACCCCUCUCCGGGUGAUGUUGAUUACCCAUCUUGGAGUUCUCCCUUGCCCAAUCCUCUCUCUACAUUGCUAUAGGUGUGACCACAUAUACAUCAGACCUAGUAAGGACAGCAGAUUUAAUUUCCAAAUGGACACUAAUGAACCACCUAUAUUUUUAUGGAAAUCUGGUACUUACAUGAUCACCAAUAAUGACACUAGCUUUUUGUUCCUGAUUUGUUAUUAACUGAUUUUUUUUUAAAAAUCCAAUUACCAUGAUGAAAUUGGAGCAAUUUAAGUUAUGAGUUAGAAUAUUUUCCAGCUUUGACCAAGUAGCUGAUGGGAUAGAGAGCACA
Messenger RNA from Chiloscyllium plagiosum (whitespotted bambooshark), 6589 nucleotides. The record is from RefSeq and is a predicted model, not a curated record. Lineage: Eukaryota; Metazoa; Chordata; Chondrichthyes; Orectolobiformes; Hemiscylliidae.